GCGAGCGCGCCACUUCGUGCUGGGACGCCGGCUUGAGUGCAUUGUCUCUACCCACAUCGGGAUUUUAUUUUACCUAAUGUUUUUUUCUUUUCUUCUUUACGUUCAAAACAAAAUAACGUUUUUUUUAUAGAUCUAUCAAGUUAACGUAAUUAUUUAUAAAAUCAUGUCGGUUGUAUACAAAAAUACAAUUAAAGCUAUUGGAAAAUGUGUGCCUGACAAAUUUCAACCAUUUUGGAAUCAUCCAGCCGGACCACAGACCAUAUUUUUCUGGGCACCGGCAGUUAAAUGGGGACUAGUGAUAGCAGGUUUAGGAGACUUGCAAAGGCCAGCCGAUAAAAUCUCCAUUGGGCAGUCUGCCUCAUUGGCCCUUACUGGAGCCAUUUGGACGAGAUAUUCUUUGGCUAUCAUACCAAAAAAUUGGAGUCUAUUCAGCGUUAAUCUUUUUGUUGCGUGUACAGCACUUUAUCAAAUUACCAGAGCGGUAAAAUAUCAACGAGAAAAAGAAACUUUAGCUAACCAAUCAUCAAAAAGCAGCUAGUUAAAACUUAUCCUAUUACUGCAUUCCUAGAAGAUAAUAUGAAGAGCGUUGGAUGACAACGAUUAUCAAGAUUAUAAGUUAAACGAAGGGGAUUAUAAUUUAUCAUUUAUCAUAACGUACAAAUAACACUUUGUUGUAUAAAUUAAUAUUCAUACGAUGAUAUUGUAAAAUCGUAUUAACAAAUUCGUAUGAAUAAUUAGGAUGAUGAUAAUUUCAAUUUUAUUACGUUCAAUGCUUUCGUUAAUCAAUGAAUGCAUAUACGUAAAAGACUUGCGACGAUUUAUCGAUAAUUAAUUAGCCAAUAUAUGCAUACAUAUUAUACCUUAAUGCGUGCAGUGCAUGCGAAUGAAUGGUACAAAUCGGACCAUGUUAGACUUAUCGACGCGUCGACCACUAUAGCUAAUAGUAACAUAAAUUAUAUAAUACGAGAAUAAAUAUAUUUACGUUUCUAAACAACAGGGAUGAAUGUAUAUGAAAAAAAAAAUGAAAAAAAAUUCAGAACAAAUGUCACAUUAAUUCGAUAACCGAUCGUAUCCGAUAUUGGGAAUGAUUACAAAUAGCAUAAGUACAAACGGGAACUUGAUGAACUAGUCAUUUCAUUUGUUCAUCAUGUUUAAUCUCUAUAUUAUUAUACAUCUAUAUAUUAUAUAUUACAUAGAUCUUCAUUCCCGAUAUUAUUGAUAAUCUCGUUCGUCUUCUUAUUAUAUAUAUAUACAUACAUAUAUAUAUAUAUAUAUUUAUCUUUCACAAACUUUUUCUCUACCUCCAAAACUUGUAAUCUAAGAAUUUGAAUUACGACACGAAUAUUGUAACAUCAUUAUCAUCAAAAUAUAACGUCGAUAAUAAUUCGACAUUUUGUAUCAAUGUACAGAAAAUUAUAUACCUAUCGACAAUUGUUGUAAUUGAUUUGAAGAUUGUUGAAAUAAAGUAUGGAUAAGAAGAUA
Polistes dominula (European paper wasp) is the source of this 1482-nucleotide messenger RNA. RefSeq names its product mitochondrial pyruvate carrier 2. Gene Ontology annotation, cellular component: mitochondrial inner membrane. The record is from RefSeq and is a predicted model, not a curated record. Gene Ontology annotation, biological process: pyruvate import into mitochondria. Lineage: Eukaryota; Metazoa; Arthropoda; Insecta; Hymenoptera; Vespidae.